AUGACUGCUGGUUCAAUAUCUGCUCCGUCGAUAAUUCCAUUACGUGUUGGAUAUACACAAAAAUUUUCAAUUGAUACAAAUACACUGAUUGAAUUACGUAGUGAUACAAAUGAUGUAGAUAUUUAUUAUACAUUAGAUGGUUCUAAGCCAGAUGCAUUUAUAACAUUAGCAACACGACGUUCGACUAUACAAUAUAAAAAACCAUUUUAUAUUCCAAGAGAACUAGUUAAUACAGGCAAAGUAACAAUUAAAGCUAUAGCUGUAUCACGUGAUGGAAUACGAGAAAGUGUUAUAGUAACAAAAAUAUUUGAUGUUAAAAUUGUUCCAUCGGAUCAUGCAGUAUCCGAUGAAUAUCAAAAUCGAUAUUUAUGUGAAUUACAACAAGAACGAAAGGAAUUAAUGAAAAAAAUGCAAAAUGAAAAUGAACAAAUGCAACAAAAAUUAUCUGAAUCAAUGCGUCGUUCAACAAUUGAUCCAUUAGUACAAGAAAAUCCAUCUAAUUAUACACAUUCGAACUCUCAAACACAAGCAAAUCAUUUUACACAACAAACAAAUGUUUUAAGAUGUGCUCAUUGCUUUGCACCAAAAGCAAAUGAUUUAUAUACACGAUUUUGUACAGAAUGCGGUCUACCUUGGCAAAAACUAACUCACAAUCCACCAGACACCUAUCCAACUAACAUAUGUAAAAAAUGUAAAUCUACAAUUCCAUUUAAUUCUAAUGCAUGCGUUGUUUGUGAAACACCAGCAUCAAUAGAACCCCAACAACGUCCACCUACUCAAAAUCAGACAAAAAUUCUAUGUCCUUAUUGUAAAUCAGGAAAUCCAAUACAUUUACGAACAUGUUAUAUUUGUGAAAGUCCAUUAAUGCCAACAUCAACAACACCAGAAAAACGAAGUUCAGUUUCAGUUCCAUCAGUAUCCAAACAAACCGAUACAAUAAUGAUGACAUGUUCAAAAUGUCUUCGUUUAAAUAAUCCUGAUGCUCGUUUUUGUGAUUGGUGUGGUGCAUAUCCAGAACAUGCAUCUACACCAAUACAAUGUACAAAAUGUCGAACUAAUAAUGAUCCAUUUGCAAAAUUUUGUUCAGCAUGUGGAUGUGUUAUUGAAACACCAUUACGUGUUAUUGAUACACGUCUUAGAAAUGAUUUAAAUAUUUCAUCUUCAUCGAUGAUUGCUAAUACGUUAACACGUAAUUCGGCAAGUCCAGUAUGGCUUAAUGCAAAUACAACAUUGACUCCUUAUCAUCAACCAAAUUCAAUAAAAAAAAAUGAAGCUGCUACACAAACAUAUGGAAUUUAUUAUCCAAGUGCAAAAGAUAUUGAUUUAAUAAUAACACAAAAUAAACAAUUAUUAGCUGAACAAGAAUCUAAAGAACAUCGUCCAGUAUUAACAGCUACAAGUCCAGGAAAAGGAUAUUGGCGACAACAAUUAGAUCAUAUUUCAGCUCAUUUAAAAGCUUAUGCAGUUAAUCGACCUGAUUUUCAAUCAUUGAUUGGUGAACCACGUAUGGGUAAAAUGAUUCAUGCAACUGUACAUGAAAAUGAAUAUCAAGUAACUGUUCAAGCAGUAUUUCGUAAACCAGAGAAUCUUUCUCGAUCACCAUUCUUUAUUAAUGAAACAAAUGAAUAUUAUCCAAUAAAUAGUGAACGAAGUUCAGCAUUUUCAAGUACAAUCUAUUCUGAUGGUGAAUAUCCUAGAGAAAAAGUACAACGAACAAAAGUGAAACAUCGUACUAAAAAACGACCACAAUCAGCUAAUGCAAAUAAUACUACUACUACUAAUAGUCCAACUCAUGCAUUAAUCCGAUUACUUGAGAAAAAAAACAGUGAUUAUAAUAAAUCAUCACAUAGAAUCAAUGUAUUGGAAGAAGUUCAACAAUUACUGAAAGAAAAGGCUAAUCCAAAUGUUAUAAAUAAAUAUGAUUAUCCUGCUCUACAUUUGGCUGUGCUUAAUGGACAUUAUGAAUGUUUAGAAACAUUAAUCAAAGAUGGAAAAGCUAAAUUAGAUAAAAAAGGACCAGAAAAUAUUGAUUUUCUUUUGUUUCGUAGACGAGGCAAUACAGCAUUACAUGAAUGUUGUUUACUAGGAGCCAAUGGUAUUGAACCAUUAGGAAUUCUUCUCAAACUUGGAGGUGAUGCAUCUUGGUUAAAUGAUAAAAAUGAAAAUGUUGUUGAUUUAGCAUCAAAACAAAGUUGUCCAGAAUUAUUACAAGUUAUUGCAAAAUAUCGUGCUAACAAAAUAAUAAAUCAACCAAUGAAAAGUUCUUAUGAUGAUCAUGCAAGAACAACAACUGUUCAUGGUUAUCGUUCAUCAGAAAAAUCAUAA
Messenger RNA from Rotaria sp. Silwood2, 2325 nucleotides. Lineage: Eukaryota; Metazoa; Rotifera; Eurotatoria; Philodinida; Philodinidae. The record is from the annotation of a GenBank genome assembly.